Molecule: messenger RNA, 702 nt
Organism: Aspergillus viridinutans
Lineage: Eukaryota; Fungi; Ascomycota; Eurotiomycetes; Eurotiales; Aspergillaceae
Product: putative oxidoreductase, short-chain dehydrogenase/reductase family
Exons: 3
Coding region: 1-702 (233 amino acids)
Source: RefSeq, a predicted model, not a curated record
AUGGCCAUUGAGUGGGGAUCCGAGACCAAAGGUGCCGAUGUGGUCAAUGCCUUUCCCAUGAGCAUCAAGAAACGAACAUUCCUCUUGACCGGAGUCAGUGGGACAGGACUACCAGCAGCAACCGCCGAGGCCCUGGCAAGCGGCGAUGCAGCCGCCAUUAUCCUGAUGGGCAAGUCGCAGGCCGAAGCGCAAGCGAUGAUCGACGAUAUCAACCACAAACAUCCCAAGGUCAAGCUGAUCUUCAUCUCGGUAGAUUUUGGCCGGUUGGAAUCUGUGCGCGAGGCGGCAGAAGCUAUUAAGAAGCUUGAGGUUCCUAUUGAUGGGUUUGUGGGGUUUCCCACGGUAAUGGCUGCACUGUGGAUGAAGACGGAGGAUGGAAUCGAGUCUCACUUCCAGUGCAACUAUCUCAGCAAUUUCCUCCUGAUCAAUUUGGUGGUGCACUUGAUGCCGGCAGGUUCAAGAGUGGUCAUGGUUUGCUCUAGUAUCCGGCCGGAAGCUCCGCCGCCGGCCUGGGAUGACCCCAAUUUCGCAGAUGGAAAGACAUAUCAUCCAUUGGAUGCAUAUGCCCUAUCGAUGUUUGCCAACGUUCAGAUGAUCAAGUGUCUGGCUAUCACAGGCUGUGGACGGUCAAUGGGGACCUUUUCUGUCAAUGCUGGAAGUGAGUUUGCAACCUCAUCAUCCUCCAUCUUUGGCCUAAGCUGA